CGGACACCUGACCUCCCUAGGGAUCCCGACCUGCCCCCGACUUGCAGUCAGGUCUGGAAAGCUUUCUGUUCUCCCUGCCUUGGCUACCCAGAGCACAGACGGUUCCUGUGCUAGGACUUCCCGCACGGCUUAGUCUGCCUACCCCUCUGACAGAAGGCAGCCAUGCCACGCAGCCCAACGUCCAGCGAGGACGAGAUGGCCCAGAGCUUCUCUGACUAUUCCAUGGGCUCAGAGUCAGACAGCUCCAAGGAGGAGACUAUCUACGACACCAUCCGGGCCACAGCAGAGAAGCCUGGUGGCGCCAGGAUGGAGGAGAGCCAGGGCAACACGCUGGUCAUCCGUGUGAUCAUCCAGGACCUGCAGCAGACGAAAUGCAUUCGAUUUAAUCCGGACGCCACAGUGUGGGUUGCCAAGCAGCGGAUUCUGUGUACGCUGAACCAGAGUCUGAAAGACGUCCUGAACUAUGGGCUGUUCCAGCCCGCGAGCAAUGGGCGUGAUGGCAAGUUCCUGGACGAGGAGCGUCUCCUGCGAGAGUACCCCCAGCCUGUGGGCAAGGGCGUCCCUUCCCUGGAGUUUCGAUACAAGAAGCGGGUGUACAAGCAAUCCAACCUCGAUGAGAAACAAUUGGCCAAGCUCCACACGAAGACCAAUCUGAAGAAAUGCAUGGAUCAUAUUCAGCAUCGUUCGGUGGAGAAAAUCAUCAAGAUGCUGGAUCGAGGCCUGGAUCCCAAUUUCCAUGACCUGGAGACGGGAGAAACCCCCUUGACCCUGGCUGCCCAGCUGGAUGACUCUAUGGAGGCCAUCAAAGCUCUCAAAAAUGGCGGGGCUCACCUGGAUUUCCGUGCCAAAGAUGGGAUGACUGCCCUGCACAAAGCCGCCCGUGCCAGGAACCAAGUUGCCCUGAAGACUCUCUUAGAGCUUGGAGCAUCUCCGGAUUACAAAGACAGUUACGGCCUUACACCCCUGUAUCACACUGCCAUCGUCGGGGGCGACCCCUACUGCUGUGAGCUCCUCCUCCACGAACACGCCUCAGUGUGCUGCAAGGACGAGAAUGGCUGGCAUGAGAUCCACCAGGCCUGCAGGUACGGGCACGUGCAGCACCUGGAGCACCUGCUGUUCUACGGGGCAGACAUGGGUGCUCAGAAUGCCUCUGGGAACACGGCCCUGCACAUCUGCGCCCUCUACAACCAGGACAGCUGUGCAAGAGUGCUGCUGUUUCGAGGUGGAAAUAAGGAACUGAAAAACUACAACAGCCAGACUCCGUUUCAGGUGGCGAUCAUAGCCGGUAACUUUGAACUGGCAGAAUAUAUCAAGAACCACAAGGAAACAGACAUCGUGCCCUUCCGGGAGGCCCCGGCAUACUCUAAUCGCAGGCGGCGGCCCCCCAACACGUUGGCCGCCCCCCGGGUCCUGCUGCGGUCCAACAGUGACAACAACCUCAAUGCCAGCGCUCCCGAGUGGGCCGUCUGCUCCACGGCCCCCUCGCACCGCAGCCUCUCACCCCAGUUGCUGCAGCAGACGCCCAGCAAGCCCGAUGGCGCUGUGAAGACCAUCGGGAGCUACGUGCCUGGGCCUCGCAGCCGGUCCCCGUCGCUCAACAGGCUGGGCGGCGCAGGCGAGGAUGGCAAGAGGCCCCAGCCGCACUGGCACGUCGGGUCGUCUUUUGCUCCUGCUGCCAAGGACUCACUCUCAGCCUUCGAGUACCCGGGGCCCAAGCGGAAGCUCUACAGCGCAGUGCCUGGGAGACUCUUCGUCGUCGUCAAGCCAUACCAACCCCAAGUCGACGGCGAGAUCCCCCUUCACCGUGGCGACAGGGUCAAAGUUCUGAGCAUCGGCGAAGGGGGCUUCUGGGAAGGCAGUGCCCGUGGCCACAUUGGAUGGUUUCCGGCCGAGUGCGUGGAGGAAGUCCAGUGUAAGCCCAAGGACAGCCAGGCAGAAACCCGUGCAGACCGCAGCAAGAAACUCUUCAGGCACUACACGGUGGGCUCAUAUGACAGCUUUGAUGCUUCCAGUGACUGCAUUAUCGAGGAGAAGACGGUGGUCCUGCAGAAAAAGGACAAUGAGGGCUUUGGAUUUGUGCUCCGAGGGGCGAAAGCUGAUACGCCUAUUGAAGAAUUCACACCAACGCCGGCGUUCCCAGCCCUACAGUACCUGGAGUCCGUGGAUGAAGGCGGGGUGGCGUGGCAAGCCGGACUAAGAACUGGGGACUUCUUGAUUGAG
Molecule: messenger RNA, 2220 nt
Organism: Tupaia belangeri chinensis (Chinese tree shrew)
Lineage: Eukaryota; Metazoa; Chordata; Mammalia; Scandentia; Tupaiidae
Product: SH3 and multiple ankyrin repeat domains protein 2
Cellular component (GO): postsynaptic density; postsynaptic membrane; dendritic spine
Molecular function (GO): ionotropic glutamate receptor binding; synaptic receptor adaptor activity
Source: RefSeq, a predicted model, not a curated record